CUCUUCCACUGUCCCCGAAUCUACUGAUGAAGACCUUGGCAGUUUUGGCGAAAUGAUCCAGACAGCACAAUUUCAUCAUCCAGCUCCACGCCCUUUUCAGGGUCGCAUGCCUCUGGUUCGUGCUAUGAGCAUGGAGCAGCGCUGGCAAGAUCUCGCCAGCCUGCUGAGUCUGCCAGGACCACCAGCAGACACAGCCUCUUCGAUGGCCCACCCAUUUGCUCAUCAUCACCACCACCAUCAUCACCACCACAACUAUGGUGCAGCAGCUGGAAGUCCGUAUCCUCCGCCCCCUGACAACAGCCGCAGUGUGUUGUUGCACAAUGCCACUUUGGCUCCUCCAAUGGGUGAUCUCAAUGCGUCUAGCCCAUAUUCCAAUGUCACCAUGAGUGGUGCUUCUAACUUGGGUUCUGCUGUUGCUACAUCUAUGAACCUCACAAACAGCAGUGAGCCUAUGGGUGAAAGUGCACCUGGUGGAUCAUACAAAAUGGAGAAUCCCCAUGAUAUGAUGUACUAUCAGAACUCCACAGCAGAAAUGAAUCAAACUACAGAGGGAUUCCUGUCUUCUUUUUUGAAUGAUGAAGACUUGCAACUGAUGGAUAUGGCCAUGAAUGAUGGAGGAAUCCCUGCACAGACUAAUGCCAAAGAAUGGCAAACAUGUGAGAAAGGAAUGUACUCCAUGCGAAUGCUGGAGAAUAACAGCUCUAACAAUGGAAGUAGUGUGGGAAUGCCCCCAGCAUCAGAGGAGCGCAUGGAUGCAUCAUCAGACAGUGCUGUUAGCUCAAUGGGCUCCGAGCGAGUUCCAUCUUUGUCAGAUGGAGAAUGGAUGGAAACAGGUUCUGAUUCAGGCCACACAACUGCUGGGGAGCACUAUUCAAUGGAUUAUCAUGGCAGCAAAUAUCGUCCAUAUGACUAUAGCUUCUCUGGAAGACAACAUUCUGGGGGAGCAGUUGGUACUGCAGAUUCCCAUCGUAUGCCUCCCAUGGCCCAGAAAAAACAUCAGAUGUUUGGGAAGAGAUACUUUCAGGAGCAGGGUGCUGCAUCUUCUCUGGGCAACCAUGGUCCCGCUGCCAGCUUGCCCCCCAGUGUGCCGAUCAAAUAUGAGUAUGGUGAGGCUGGGACUGCAGCAAUUGCCCCUGGGAAUGCUUUUAGUGGGCCAGUGGAAGGGGCUGUGGGAGCUAAGCCCCCUGAGAUGAAAUAUAGCUGCAGUCUGGAAUUUGCCCGUCAUCAUGCAGAUGCUAGACCCAAUUUGGAGCAUGUUCAGCACAACCAUUCAUACCACCUCCCCCCUGAAAGCAGUGGUAACAUGCAAAGGCCAGUUGCCCGAGACAAGCAGAAGGGGCGGAAGGAUUCUGCUGGUGAGCACUUGAAUAGGGAUGAAAAGCGAGCACGUGCAAUGAAUAUCCCUAUUCCUGUGAAUGAUAUCAUUAACUUACCCAUGGAUGAAUUCAAUGAAAGACUGUCAAAAUAUGACUUAAGUGAAGCCCAACUUUCUCUCAUUCGUGAUAUUCGUCGUAGAGGAAAAAAUAAGGUUGCAGCCCAAAAUUGUCGAAAGCGCAAACUGGAUCAAAUCCUAAGUUUAGCAGAUGAAGUAAAAGAAAUGAGGGAUCGCAAAAAUCGUCUGAUGAUGGAACGUGAAUAUAUGCUUGCUGAAAGACAACGUGUGAAAGAGAAGUUUUCUCAGUUAUACCAUCAUGUCUUCCAGUCACUGAGAGACCCUGAUGGAAACCAAUACUCUCCCUAUGAAUAUAGCUUGCAACAAUCUGCUGAUGGAUCCGUACAUCUGGUUCCACGCACAAAUUCUUCGACUGUGCUGGAGCCCUCUGAAGCAGCCCGGCGUAAGCAACAGAAGGAGCAUGAUCAUCAACAUAAAGAGUGAUCUCUUAUGUUUGAACAAUCCUUAUGUCAAGAAGAAUAUUGAAGGAAUCUAUAUGUGCAAGGACAUUUUAUCAAAAUGCAGACAUUAAAAAAAAAAAAAGUAAAUGACCGUUACUUUUUUGUUGAUCUCCGAGCGAAAUAUUUCGUGUAACACUGAAAAAAUUAACGUUCAGUGGUAUUUUAAAUCUCUCUUCAUUAAAAAUAUUAAUGAUGCAUUUUUAAUGGGUUUCCAAAUCCAUAUUUUCACAGUUUUUAAAAUAUGAUUCUUGAUUUUUCUGUAAGCAUUUGAAGUUUUCUGCAUAGCAGAAUUAAUUGUAUUUUCCUAUGCAAAGGUAUAAUACCUUGCUUUAACAUGCAUAGUGUUUGGCCUGAUGCCUCUCAGGUAUAACAAAGAUGCCAAGAGUGCAAUAACUUGUUACCUGCUCUUUAAGACAUUGCUUCAAUAUAUUUCAUCGUAUCAGCCUAAAAACAUGUGGCACUAUUUUAUUUACUAAAUCAAGUACAAGUUAGCACUUGCUUUAAAUAUCAAGAAAAAGUGUUGAAAUUAACAUGCCAGAUUGUUUGGCAGUGUUUUAACUAGUUCAUAUGAACUUCAGAGGUGUACAUUGUGCAGAACAUAAACUAGCAAGCAUGAUUUCACUGGAUAGUACUUAGUGCAUAAAUAUAGGCAUAGUUGCAUUAAGCUAUGUUUUAUGGGUACUUAGUGGAAUUUGAGUGUGCAAAACAUUGGUACCUGUGAGUGCACCGGCACUCACCUUCCAGUUUAGCUCAAGGAUUUGAAGUGCCACGCAAAAGGGUAUUUUAGCCUUCUUUCUGACAUUGUGAUUGCACUGUGCUCAGUUGAUGCCAUGCUUGAUUCCUUUGCUGGGUUUUAAAGGUUCUUUUCUGUGAAAUAAGUGUGUACAUGUUGCAUACUUUCUUGGAAUGUGUUGAGCAUAUAACAAGGAGUUAUCUUUCCAAUUUCCAGUAAUUUGUGUAAUAUGAUCAUGUUGUAGAUAGUUCAAUUUCUGCGUCUAUUUCAAAUAUAGUGAACAGUUUGGAUACCGUUCUUUAUAUAAUCAAAUACUUUUACUUAGCUUCUGAAUUUACUAUAUUAAUGUACGUAGUAAUGUUGAAUAGCAUUGUAUCUAUACAAUUGCUUUGCAUAAUUAUGAAAUAUAUAGUUUGAAGCAUGUGGUAGGCGUUAUGCUUAAGUAAUUUGUAGAAUAAUCCAAUUUAAUUGAAAGAUGUCUUCUUGUUCUGUGCUGUUCAUAGUUUGGGUGAAUGCAGAGUGUGUUUUAGAUUUCAUGGAACUCAGCAGAAAGGACAAUCAUGGCUGCAAAAAUCUAUGCUAUUUUUUGUAACAAUGGGAAAUUAUUUGUUUAUAAACAGGGAGGAUUGUUUCAAUUUGUUUGCCUUCAUAAUGGCAUUGUAUAAAUGGAAGUGUGAAUAUAGAACUAUUUUUAUAUAACUCAGACAAAUCCAACUGGUGUUUUUGUGUAAAUAUAUUGUAGUGUUUUAUUUUGUAUGAGCUCUAGGAAGAUAACAUUCUUAAGGGUGGUAGGCCUUUUAAUUUUUGAUAUGGCCUGGGCUGUAUAAUAAUCAUAAGUAGUCUGUUUCUUACCAAAUAUAUGCAGGAUUAAGUAUAUUCACUUUGAUAGUUUUGUACUUGCCAAAUUUAAAGAAUCAUACCAGUACACUGUAUCCUUAAAUUUUCCAUGCCAAUAGCUUGUGCAUUUUUGGUAUAACAUAAAUUUAAUUUUUGUGUUCUAAUGUUUCCAUGUUAUUUGGAGACACCUUGUAGAUAAAAAAAUAUAAGAUUGAAUUAUUGGAUAAAUCCUCUGAUGUGAAAUUUUCAAGAAAAGAAAAUCUACUUUUUUUCCUAAAAGAGAAAUAUCUAGAUCUCAUUUGUAGAUUUUUGAGAGUAAAAGAUGUUAUACCAUCUGUUUUGUAGUCAGUAAUACACAAAAUCCACUUAUGUAAUCAAAUUAGUUAAGUGGUAGAAAGUGUCUUGAGUUUUGCCAGUAACAUUGAAAAUAAUUUGUGUAUUUCAUGUUUUAAUUAUGAAUGCUGUGUUUUUUAUAUAUUUUUCAAUUUUACAUUUCAUAAUUACAUUUGAGGAAUUUUAGAUUAUUUAGUGUCCAGAAAAAUGUUCAAUUUAAAAUGAUUUUUGCCUCUUGGAUAAAACUAUGUAUUGAAUGCAAUGUUCGAUUUAUUGUCACAAGCAUUUGGCAUGAUGCACUGGCAUAUUUCAUCACCAUAUCUCAUAUGUAAAGAAUUUUAUAAAUUAUAUAAUUAUAUAAUUUUAAAUGCAGUUUUCAGAUCUUACUGUACCCUACAUGUUGUACAUUUUCAAGAAAUUAUUGAAUUUAACUUUAUGUACUCAUGUAGCUGAAAGCAUUUUGCAAAUACUUGACUCUUUUUCAAAACUUCUAAUUUUUAUGGAACUGUACCUUCCAUUGUAUUAUUUGCCAGUGUGAAACUUUGAAUAUGCUUUUAUCUAACUGAGCUAGAAAAACAAAAAAAUAAAUACUACAUAUUAUAAAUAUUUGUUUGAUAAAUAUCCUUUGGUAGUUUUCUUGUAACACUAAGACAACUAAGUCACUGGACUUCCCACAGUUUACGAAAUAGAAUUAAACUACAAAACAGGGGCACCCAAAAGGGUUGGAAGCUUGCCCCAAGCCCUGACUUAAUUGAGGCCCCAAAAAUUUUGUUUAAAUUCAAAACCAAUGAAAAUGCAUUCACAUCUAAUUCAAAUUCACAACUAUAAGUUAUUUCUUUUGCAUGGACAAAUGAAUUCAAUUUAUGUAUUGGGUGGGUGGUGUGGAACUUUUGUUUUAAAUAAGCAACUGUCCAGGCAUCUUGUUUUCUCUGGGCGUCCCUACUACAAAAUAACUAUCAGUAUCAUUGAUGUUAUAAAUUAAUAAUAUAGCAAAUAAAUAAUUUUUGUGGGAAAGACAGUUAAAAAAAGGUAACUGAAAUAAAUAUGUUAAAUAAUUUUAAAGCAUCAUUAGAAAAAUACUUAUGGUACUGAAGAUUAAAUGUAAUUUUUGCUUAAUUUACUUUUUUCAAUCUUCUCUCCUAGUUUGUUAUUCUUUAAAACAUAUAAUUGCAUUGUACAAAACCCAAAACUACAGGAUUUUCAUUAAAUGUAUUCGUUAAGAAGUCCUUAUAAAAUUGCCUUGAGUGAUCAUUCUAAUAUAGUGAAUAAUAAUAAAAAGUGGUGGCUUGUGACAUCAAAAGUUAAUGACUCAUUUAAUUACGUUCAAGGAGUUCAUAAAAAUUAUGUGGCAAGAUGGUCUAGUUAUCUUUGCUAAGAAACCCUGCCUUACAUAGAUCUCUGGUGUGUAUACUUAAGUAGUCAAGCACUCGCCAACAAUUGAACAGGAUGGAUGGCAUUUCUAUUAUAGAGGUCAUAAGGAAUUAGUUUUUUUAAACUUUUAAUUAAAAGUUCAGUAAUUGAAUAACCAUUGAAAUUUGUGAACAAAAGAUUGACACAAAUGUUGGUGAAAUACCAAAGUGUUUGCUCCACCCAUUUUGCAACUCUCAUGAAGUUGUCUCACUGCUGCCCUGUGGGAUCUUGUUAUCUACUCACUGUACAGGCUGCUUAUGCAAAAGCUGUAUGACGGUCUUUUACAAUCUUCUUGGUCUAACAACUCCCCCAUCCCAGGACUUUGAGAUGUUGACUAACGUCAUGGAGAUAUUAGCCUCUUAAUACCACCUACUAUCUCGUAGCCAAUGUAUUCUCUUCUGUUGGGAGGUGGGUUGCAAAGUGGAUACUUGGGAAACCUAUGCUUUAGCAUUGGAACUCCCAGGUAGAAACAUGAAGUAAACCAUCAAGCCUGCACAACACACAUGGAUUAUUCUCUUGUAUUAUAUCAACAAAAUUGUAAAUCUGUUAUGACUCAUAUGAGUAUUUAUAAAAGUUGAAAUGUAAGCAUAUUAUAUUUAACUAUAUAUAAUUAAAUACAUUGAUUUAUUUUGGUUGUAGUGCAAACAUGCUACAACUGUUAUGAGCCACCUCUGAUAAACAUGUUAUUUUAGGAGAAUGAAUGAAGUCAUUAUUUUUGUUGAGCCACAUGUAUUUGAAUCAUGUGUGAAAAAUUUGUAAGGUAAGAACAAAAUUUAAUUUUGAAAACAGAAUUGAAAUUUGAUUCUACCUCAUUAAUAGCUAUAAUAAAAGUAUGUUUCCCUGGCAUAUUUAUCAGUACAUGCAGUUAAAUGCGAAAAGUUUCAAAAAUUCUUAAUUGUAUUUAUGCACCGUUGAUUUACAUACAAAAAUAUGGAUUUAUAUGGAUAUAUUAAUUUAUAUACAAUAAUAAUUAUUAUUAUUGUAAUUAAUAAUAAAUUUGUCACGAUAUAUAUAUAUAAUCAUACAAUACACAAU
This is a messenger RNA of Gryllus bimaculatus (two-spotted cricket), 6241 nucleotides long. Lineage: Eukaryota; Metazoa; Arthropoda; Insecta; Orthoptera; Gryllidae. The record is from the annotation of a GenBank genome assembly.